AUGAAGCACCUUGUAUUUUUAGCGUUGGCAAUCUUUUGCCUCCUGAUUGAUGGCGUAAGUCUGGAAUUGUAUGCGAACCACGAUCUUAUUUGCAUUGACAAGCAAUCUAUUGAAAAGAGCAGGAUGCUCGCAUUGGAUUCAGUAAAGCAUCUUUUGCAAUCUGACUUUGUGACGAUCCAUGAAACCGAUGUCGAGCUAUAUGCCGUGAUGGACAGAAAUCUUUCGUCUUUUAUGAACGCAAUUUGCGGAGACAAUGCAAACAUUACCAUUGUGCUCCAAGACUACAACAAAGUGCUUAAGAACGAAAGGUCUGAAAUAGCUUUGAAGAAUCUCGAGGUUGGCUUGGUCGAUUUACACAUUCCUAGAUCAUUUCAAAAAGCAAUCGUGGAAACCCCGAACUGCAAUGGGCCUCGACCUACAGAACUUAUCACGAGACAAAGGAUUGGUACCGACAUCUAUCGUUCAAGUAUCCUCGAUAUGUCGAAACCGUAUUUGCUGUCCGAAUAUACAAUCGUCACUCGUUUGCAAGCGACGCCAAAACUAGACACGUCAUUUGGAUUCAAAGGUAAAUUUUUCGGCGUUACCUUUAGCUUGCUACAUGCCAGAGAAUGGCUGACAGGGGCCACCGUCAACUACGUUGCAGCAAUGAUUAUUGAAGGAUUGGCCGGAAAUGCUACUGAUCCUUUGGUCGACAUGUACACUCUGCUCAAGCUGGUGGAGGAUGGCCAAAUCGAGCUUCUAAUCAUCCCAAUCUGCAAUCCAGAUGGGUAUGAGUACUCUUGGACGCAAAACCGGCUUUGGAGAAAAAACCGCUCGCAGCAUGGAAAUGGCGUCGAUCUCAAUCGAAAUUUCAACAGCAAAUGGGGUGUUUCCGGAGACUCUUCUAACCCAGUUUCUGAUGUUUAUUCCGGUCCACAUGCGUGUUCCGAAAUCGAAACGCAGGCUUUGGAGCAGCUUUUCGUGAGCAAGGCUGAUAACAUUGUGAUUGCCUUUGACUUUCAUACGUUUUCGCAACUGAUCUUGUGGCCCUGGAGCUACGACACCUCAUCCAUGCACCCGAAUGAGCAGGCUCAUCAAAAGGUUGCAACUAUCCUUUCAUCGAGGGGCCAUGCUUAUAAAUCGAUGCAAAGCGCAGCCAUGUAUGCAUCCUCGGGAGCAGCCUCCGACUUUUAUGCCAAAAAUAACAUUGUCAGCUUGACGGUUGAGCUUCCGCCUAAAUUUGCCGGAAAUUCGGGAUUUAGCAUGCCGAUUCACAUGAUCGCCGAUGUGGGCUUGGAUUGGACCCUAAAAAUAUCGGCCUGGGUGGACGCAGAGUUUGGAAAUAAACCAAUUUGCUAA
Molecule: messenger RNA, 1338 nt
Organism: Mitosporidium daphniae
Lineage: Eukaryota; Fungi; Microsporidia
Exons: 2
Coding region: 1-1338 (445 amino acids)
Biological process (GO): proteolysis
Molecular function (GO): metallocarboxypeptidase activity; zinc ion binding
Source: RefSeq, a predicted model, not a curated record